UGUGAAUCAUUCUCUUUAACAGGUUGGAUGCAAAAUGGGUUGCACAUUUUGUGCAACUGGAAGUAUGGGAUUCAAGAGCAACCUCUCAACAGGAGAGAUUGUAGAGCAAUUAGUACAUUCUUCUCGAUUAUCACCCAUUCGCAAUGUUGUUUUCAUGGGAAUGGGAGAGCCAUUAAACAACUACAAUGGUUUAGUUGAAGUUAUUCGAGUAAUGACAACAUUCCCUUUUCAGCUUUCACCUAAGAAAAUUACUGUCGUAACGGUUCGAAUAAUUCAUGCAAUAAACAAGCUUUAUGGUGACUUACAAAAUAUAAACCUAGCAGUGUCUCUUCAUGCACCAAUUCAAGAUAUUAGGUGUCAAAUAAUGCCUGCAGCUCGCGCUUUUCCUUUAAAAAAACUUAUGAAUGCUUUAGCAGAAUAUCAAAAGAAAAGUCAACAAAAGAUUUUCAGUGAUUACAUAAUGCUAGAUGGUGUGAAUGACGAGGAGCAACAUGCCCACCAGCUUGGUAGAUUGCUUGACACAUUUGAAGUGGUGAGAAUGAGAUUCAAAUUUGUUUUUAGAGUAAAUUACAAUUUUGGUCCCUGAGUGUUGCUGUUUUUUUCAAUAUUGUUCCCAAGAACUUUUCUCUUGCAAUUUUUGUUCUUAUUUACAUGUAAUUCACAUAUGAAUCAUAUGUUAUUCACAUGUAAAUCACAUGUUAUUCACAUAUGAAUCACAUAUAAAUCACAUAUGAAUUAGAUGUGAUUCACAUGUAAAUCACAUGUUAUUCACAUGUGAAUCACAUGUAAUUCAUAUAUGAAUUACAUGUGAUUCACAUGUAAAUCACAUAUGAAUUACAUGUGAUUCACAUGUAAAUCAUAUAUGAAUUAGAUGUGAUUCACAUAUAAAUUACAUGUGAUUUACAUGUGAAGCACAU
This is a messenger RNA of Lactuca saligna, 917 nucleotides long. The record is from the annotation of a GenBank genome assembly. NCBI's taxonomy places the organism in Eukaryota, Viridiplantae, Streptophyta, Magnoliopsida, Asterales, Asteraceae.